UUUAAUCAAAAACACUACUCUAUUACUCUUUUUCUCUCCACUUUUUAGGGUUCACUCAUUCAUUCUCUGUUUUUUUGCAAGUCAAAGAAUUUGCUCAUGAUACGAGUCGAAGAAAUGCCAAGCUCUCAUUCUCUUUUGUCUUCCUCGACAAAUUUCAAAGUCCUAAGAGGUAAUGUAAUUCUUCUCUCUACUCAGCGUUCAAUUAUAGUUUCCUCGUGAUUAUGGAAAAUUGCAGAGAAAUGUGACUUCUCCGGCUACAAUUGUGGUGGCGAAGGCAUAACUUCAAAAAAAGUUGGAAGGGAAAACCAACCACGAUUUGGAAGGGAACGGAGGCGGUGCAGUACAAUUCGGCGAUGGCGGUGAUGGAGAUUACCGCGGUGGCGGAGAAAGACGCCGAGUUGAGGAAAUCAGCGUUCAAGCCAAACUCACCCGCUUGCAAGGCCGUUGUGGAUCAAGUGGUGAAGAUAAUCGAGAAAGCGGAUUCGAAGCUUCUGGACCAACUUAGAAGAUAUCAAGAGUUCUAUGAAGAAGGUGAGAGAGAGAUUCUUUUGACUGAAGUGUCUUCUUUGAGGGAACAGUUCUGCAGUUGCUUCAGUACCAUGGAAGAAACUCGAUACAGGGUAAUUCAAAUCAUGAUAUUGAACCUCAGAAAACUUCCGUGGCCUAUUGGAGGACCAAACAACAUGCUUAAAUCAGGAAUUUCUGAUGGCAAAAGACAAGCUUAAGCAAACAAGCAAGCAAUUAGAAGAUACAAAUGAUGAUCUGAAAGAGGCAAAGUCUGUUAUUGAAGCUUUAGAAUCACAACAUAUAUUAUCUAUUUUGGGGGUGAUUUGUUUUGCAGGCUCAAGUUCAUAGACAUGCUCAUAACUUUAGGGAAGUGUAGCAGUGUACUCUUCUAUCUAUCAAAAUAGGAGGGUGCAGUGAAGAUUGUUCCUAUUGUCCUCAAUCCUCUAAGUAUGACACAGGAAUCAAAGGCCAACGCCUUAUGAACAAGGAAGCUGUGCUCGGGGCUGCAAAUAAGGUACACUUUUAUCAGAUAAUCAAUUUAUGUGUAGUGUUCUUCUCUAGCUUGUGGCCUCGUGAUGUCAUUACUGAUCUCUGGAAAACUCUUUGGAUCUGCCUCCCAUGGAAUGGUGUCAUUUGAGUUAUGCAUUCGUUCCCAACAUUUCUUUACUUAAGCAUCAUAUAUCUUCUUAUUUAAAUUAAGAAAUGUAUCGUAGUUUAGAUGUCGGGAAUUUUGUUUUAGGUAAAAACAAUAGGUUGUUGAACUCAAGAAGGUAGGUUUCUCAGCCUUAUUGUAGGGAUAUGGGGAUGGAGGUUUGUUGCACCCUUGGCAUGCUUGAGAAACAACAGGCUGUUGAACUCAAGAAGGUAGGUUUCACUGCCUAUAAUCACAAUCUUGACACUUCUAGGGAAUAUUAUCCAAACAUCAUCACAACAAGGAGUUAUGAUGAGCGCCUGAAAACCCUUGAGUUUGUUCGUGAUGCAGGCAUCAAUGUUUGUUCUGGAUGAAGGGAGUGGACAUGACAUGGCAACACCACAAGGAGGAUCUUCAUUAGAUAGUAAUGUUCAUGGAGUUUGACAUAUUAUUGUUUUUUUUUUGUUAGACAUGAUGAACUCAUGAAUUUGAACCUGUUUUUAUAUUUGAAGCAAGAUUAAUUUUAGGACAAUUUACAUAUUUUGCUUUUGAGCAUUAAUCAUGAAUUUGAUUUUGAGUUA
Messenger RNA from Cajanus cajan (pigeon pea), 1719 nucleotides. NCBI's taxonomy places the organism in Eukaryota, Viridiplantae, Streptophyta, Magnoliopsida, Fabales, Fabaceae. The record is from RefSeq and is a predicted model, not a curated record.